Ostrea edulis (European flat oyster) is the source of this 1074-nucleotide messenger RNA. RefSeq lists its product as uncharacterized. The record is from RefSeq and is a predicted model, not a curated record. Lineage: Eukaryota; Metazoa; Mollusca; Bivalvia; Ostreida; Ostreidae. The coding region runs from base 84 to 821 and encodes 245 amino acids. The transcript has 3 exons.
UGGCACAAUUGAAGUUGCAUGUGGGUUAACUUUUCAUUUAUAGACAAGUUUGUUGCUUCAACAGUCGCCAUGAACCGUGUGCUAUGUGUUUGGUUGCAAUUCUUAUGUCUCCUGCAAUGUUCCGACGGCACGAAGGACGAAUUUACAGUCGACAGACGGAUGAGGAAGACGUCUUACCAGAUUGUUUCUGCAACAAGAUUGACUUACGUAAAGACCCAGAAAUACGUUGCUGUCAUCCGGGCACCGAUGAACACAAAAUGGAUAGAUACGAGAACGCCGCAUGGAUGGGAACUGUAGAAUGGCAACUGGUGUCAGCAGAAAGCGAUGAGACUUCAGCAUUAUAUAAAGGAACCGUAACAGCCUCCCUCGACACGCACAUGAUACUUCCUGUAACGUUGACAUCAGAAAAGGAAAGUUUAAACCUUGAUUUCAAUACAUUCGUGGAAAUAGAAAAACAAACGGAGUUCAACGUCAACAACUGUCAAUUUCAAGUUGAAGAAAAAUACUCUCCAGAGGCCACAAUAUAUAAAAUCACCAUCAGAUCAUGCAUUUGUCAACGUGGAUUUCAAGCAUCCGUCGGUAAAACAACUCCAUCUGGAUUCGAGGAAACAACAGAAUUAUUGCCCUUGUACUUCUUCCCUGUACACAUGCACGAGGGAUCAAUGCGGGACGACCAGAUUUCUACAAUAUUUAUCAACCGAACAGCCCUCAAUAAGGACGGAGUACACGUAAAGUCGCUGAAGUUCUUGAUCAAAAAAGAGAAAGGUGAUUUCCAAACCGAUAUGAUAGACCGAUCCACCUACGGGUAUAGCCUGCUAUAGAUAUGUCAUCUUUGACAUUAUGUACUUUAUUAUAAUAUUAAACUGUAUUGUGUGCAAUGGUAGAUACUCAUAAUCAUUGCAUAUCGAAAAGCUAUCACUAUCGGAAUGUACAUCAGUAUAUAUUAUAUAUAGCAAAAACAUGUAGAUGAUAUUAUAGCACAAUGUACGCAACACAUUGAUCAAGCAAGUGCAUUUACUUUCAGUGUAAUAACUAGAAUCGAUGUUUCGGUAAUCAAAUAUAAGUUCAAUAAAU